AUGGAAGAUCUAACGCUUCCGAUAACGCGAUCCUCGACGAAUCAUCGGAAACUAGCUGAUUCCAAGUUUGAAAACCAAUCAAAUAGUAUGGAAGUCGGUCAUCCUCAUCAGGGAACGUCCGAACCUGAAGAAAUCUCGUUUGAUGUGACUCCAAAUAAUAAAUGCAGCACUCCCAACGGCAAUGUGAUAAACAUUCUACCCAGUCUCGAGUCAAAACUAACUGAACCACCGCUUGAAUCUGCAGUGGCAAAGACGCAAAAUAUUAUUAUCAAUGUCCCCGAUUCUUUGAGGAUUUUAUAUGAUGCGGGAUAUAAAACGACCGAGAUGUCCAGAAACGAAAAAAUUCCAGCUGAUAAUGACUGGAACGUUCGUGAGGAAAUGAAGAGUAACGUACUUAACAAGAACGCAAAACGGAAGGUUGAAACAGCUAACGUACUGAACAAGAAACGAUCCAUACCAACCAGUUUGGAUAAUUGCCCCGAGUGGGAUUUCAUAAAGCACUCAAAAACUGCCCACGCACCAGGUCUUUUAAACAGGAAAUUUCAUGAUCAGUGCCUUUAA
Messenger RNA from Spodoptera exigua (beet armyworm), 561 nucleotides. The record is from the annotation of a GenBank genome assembly. Lineage: Eukaryota; Metazoa; Arthropoda; Insecta; Lepidoptera; Noctuidae.